Messenger RNA from Rhinolophus ferrumequinum (greater horseshoe bat), 1228 nucleotides. It is a transcript of the gene PRSS27, whose product is annotated as serine protease 27. Lineage: Eukaryota; Metazoa; Chordata; Mammalia; Chiroptera; Rhinolophidae. The record is from RefSeq and is a predicted model, not a curated record. Gene Ontology annotation, biological process: proteolysis. The coding region runs from base 78 to 1139 and encodes 353 amino acids. The transcript is spliced from 7 exons. Gene Ontology annotation, molecular function: serine-type endopeptidase activity.
CCAGCACCUCACUCUAGUGCUUCAGGAGCUCCUGCCACCACUGUCCCCGGCCCAGUGUCCCAACCAGGUUUGAGAUUAUGAGGCGGCUGCCGGCCAUGACCCUGCUCUUACUGCUGCUGCGGUUUGGGACUGAGGGAGCCAAGGCAUCGAAUGGUGAAGGGCGUGAGGUCCAUGGGGGCAGAGGGUCUUUCCCACAACUGGAAAGGAUCUGCCUGUGUCAGAAGCUGACAGGAUGCCCAGUCUGCGGGCACCCACGGAUGCUGAACCGGAUGGUGGGCGGGAAGGAUGCCUUGGAAGGUGAGUGGCCGUGGCAGGUCAGCAUCCAGCGAAACGGAAGCCACUUCUGCGGGGGCAGCCUCAUCACCGAGCGGUGGGUCCUCACCGCGGCGCACUGCUUCUCCAACGCUUCUGAAAAAUCCCUGUACCGGGUCCUGCUGGGAGCACGGCAGCUGGUGAAGCCGGGGCCACAUGCCACAUACGCCCGGGUGAAGCGGGUAGAGAGCAACCCCCUGUAUGAGGGCAUGGCCUCCAGCGCCGAUGUGGCCCUGGUGGAACUGGAGGCACCCGUGACCUUCACCAAUUAUAUCCUCCCCGUGUGCAUGCCUGACCCUUCGGUCAUUUUUGAGACGGGCAUGGAAUGCUGGGUCACCGGCUGGGGCAGCCCCAGCGAGCAAGAGCGCCUGCCCAACCCUCGAGUCCUGCAGAAACUCGCCGUGCCCAUCAUUGACACACACAAGUGCAACAUGCUCUAUAGCAAAGAUGCUGAGUCCGGCUUCCAGCUGAAAACCAUCAAGGAGGACAUGCUGUGCGCUGGCUUCGCGGAGGGCAAAAAGGACGCCUGCAAGGGAGACUCGGGGGGGCCUCUGGUGUGCCUCAAAGGCCAGUCGUGGCUGCAGGCUGGGGUGAUCAGCUGGGGUGAGGGCUGCGCCCGCCGGAACCGCCCAGGUGUCUACAUCCGGGUCACCUCCCACUAUAACUGGAUCCAUCGGAUCAUUCCAGAACUGCAGUUCCAGCACACUAGCUCGGAUGGCCAGAAGCGGGGCCCCCGGGUCCAGCAGCCCCUUGAUCGGAACUUUGCACCCUGCCUGGCAGCCCACACCAUCCUCCUGGGCCUCGUGGCCCUGCUCACCUGCUUCUGAGCCCCAGGGCCCACAUGUACAUUUGUAAAUAGCUGAUUCUUCCUUCUCUCAAAUGCCCAGUUACUUUUAUUUAUGUUCACCCUCCAAUA